AUGGCCAUGCUCAAAGUUUCCCAACUUUUGAUUAUGGCAUCCAUAGUCGUUUCAGUCAUCGCAACUGCCCCGUCAUUCUGCAAAUGCACCUGCUUCACGAAUAGUACAAUAAUACCACUUUCAUCUCAUGCACCAUCUGUAACACAAAAUCUUGAAGAAGCGCAUCGAACUGCUUCUGUCGGGUGCUUGAUUUGUAACAAAGCCUUUUGUCUCUCACAGCGGCUGCCCAUAUGUAAGGAUGCUGAAGAAAAAGACGUAGUUACAAUAUGUUUUCAGCGGGAUAGCACCCAGGAUAAAGUAGUGGUUUAUUCCUUCAUCACUGCAACCCUUGGACUUUUGGGCUGGGCAGGUGUAAGACGGGUUGUCGAAAAAAGAAAAGAACAUUACUCACAAGUCAACGAUAUAUAA
This is a messenger RNA of Blumeria graminis f. sp. triticale, 408 nucleotides long. The record is from the annotation of a GenBank genome assembly. NCBI's taxonomy places the organism in Eukaryota, Fungi, Ascomycota, Leotiomycetes, Helotiales, Erysiphaceae.